AUAUAAAUUCAUUUUUCUAAUUUUGUCUAGAGCCAAGAGAGAAUUCUAACAAAAUAGGAUAAUGACAAAUCCAAAUAACAAAAUUUUCAGUUAAUAGUCAAUUCCUUUUCCAAAAUAUAGUCCAAAAUGUAGUGUUAAUUUACCCACUUUUUUUUUUUUUAAAAAAAAACCUUCUUUAUUCACUUAAAACUCCACCUAAAAAAACAAAUUACCACCUAAUAAAAUAAAUCAAGUCAAAACCAUCCAAAAUCCAUCCAAAAUCCAUUAAAUACACUCCUCCACUCUUCCCGCAAUAUAAUACUCCAUAGAAUCCAAUGUUCCGAAACACAAACUAAACCUUCUGCCGUCUGUCAUCAUUACUCUCCCUGCAACUUCCCGUCACAUUAAAUUCUCUCACCUCCCUCCAAAAAUAAAAAUAAAAAUAAAAAUCACUCUUUUACUCCUUACUUCCAAUGACAGAAACUUUCCUAUAAUACCACUUUCAUCACUGGAAGUUUCCUUUAUUUACAAUCAUGCCAUCCCGGCAACCUCCAUCACCGUCAUCGUCACCGUCGUCACUGCAGACUCUCCCUCCUCACCUCAUCCCUCUCAUCUCCGUCGCCGGCGCCGGAAUUUUCUCUCUCAUCAUAAUCAUCGUCGUCGUUUACCGGAAACUUAAUCUCAGCCGUCGAACAGCUCCGUUGGAUGAGGAGAGAGAAACUCACCGGAAAAUACAAAAUCCGCCGGAGCUCCGGCGAUUCUCUUUCUCUCUCCUCCGAAAAUCCACCGGAGCUUUUUCUGUAUCUCAUCGUCUAGGUCAAGGUGGAUUUGGUUCCGUUUACCGAGCUACUCUUUCUUCGACAGGUGAAAAUGUUGCUGUAAAAGUUAUGGAAACUUCUGGAACGAUUCAAGGUGAGCGCGAAUUUCACAACGAAAUUUCGCUCGCGAAUCGCGUAAUUUCGACCGUUGGUUCGCAGUUUCUUGUGUCAGUCGUAGGGUACUCGUGUUCCGGAGGAGGAAUACGGUGUGGUGGUGGUGGAGGUGGAGGAGAGAGAAAGCUUAUUGUGUACGAAUUGAUGGUUAAUGGAAGCUUGCAGGAGAAGCUAUUGGAUUGUAAAUGUGUUGAACUUUCUGUAUGGAAGAAACGGUAUAAGGUAAUACUUGAUGUAGCAAGAGCACUUUAUUAUUUGCAUUAUGAUUGUGGACCUACUCCUGUUGUUCAUGGUGAUGUUAAACCUAGUAAUGUGUUGCUUGAUGAAAAUUUUAAUGCGAAACUGGGGGAUUUUGGUUUAGCUACUAUUUUAGAUGAGAAUGAGAAGGUUAAGGAUGAGGAGGCUAGGGUUUUGGUUGAGAUUGAUGAUGAUGAUUGUGAGUGUAAUGAUAAUGAUAAUGAUGAUGAUGUUGUUAAGGUGAAAAUUGAGGGGGAGAAUGGGUCUAUUGUUGAGGAGGAGGUGGAGAGUGAGAGUGUGGUAACGACGGUUGAACGGUCACCGACUGCGGGGAGUAAUAUGAUGGCUUCGCCAUCGGAUGGGUUCGAGAGAGCGAGUAGUUUGCCGGAGAGUUGGGUGGAUAAGAUGAGUGUUGAGAGUGGGAAAAUUGGGAAGAAGAAGAAUGGUGGGGGUUCAGGGAGGGAUUAUUGGUGGUGGAAACAGGAUAAUGGGGGUAAUGGUGGUGUUGGUGGUGGUGUUGUAGGGUCUGAGUCGGGGAGAGUGAAGGAUUAUGUGAUGGAGUGGAUUGGGAGUGAGAUUAAGAAGGAAAGACCUAAGAGCUCUGAUUUGAUUGGAGGAAGUGGUUCUGGUUUGACUUGUAAUGAUGGUGGUGAUGUUAAAGUUGAGGGAAAGAAGCAAAAGAAGAAGAGGAUGGAUUGGUGGCGGGUUUCGAUGGAUGAGGAUAAGUUUAGGAAGAAGAGGGAAAAGAAUAGGAGGCCUAGGGAGUGGUGGAAGGAGGAGUUCUGUGAGGAGCUGACUAAGAAGAGUAAAGGCGACAAGAAGAAGAAAAAGACGGGGGUGAAAUCGAGUGGUGGGAGUGAAUUGUGGUGGCAAAGGGAUGAGGAUUUUGUUGCCCCUGAGAGGAAGAAGAGGAGGAAAAGUAGGGGUAGCUUAGGAAGCAUUGAUUGGUGGUUAGAUGGUUUGAGCGGUGAGCUUCGGGGUGGCCGGAGAAAUAGUCAAGAUUGGGCGAGUGGCGAUGUACCAAAAAGUGGUGGGAUUAGUAGCACACCUAGUAUGAGAGGCACUGUGUGUUAUAUUGCCCCUGAGUAUGGUGGUGGUGGACAGGUAUCAGAAAAAUGUGAUGUGUACAGUUUUGGUGUUUUAGUAUUGGUCAUCAUUUCGGGUCGCCGGCCGUUGCAAGUAAUGGCUUCCCCAAUGUCGGUAUUCGAGAGGGCUAAUUUGGUUUCCUGGGCUAGACAGUUGGCUUACAAUGGGAAGCUAUUGGAUCUUGUAGACUCCUUAAUUGAGUCAUUAGAUAAAGAUCAAGCAAUGCUAUGUAUCACAAUCGCACUCCUCUGUUUACAGAGAUCACCAUGUAAACGGCCUAAUAUGAAAGAGAUUGUAGAAAUGCUAACAGGCGAGGCCGAGCCACCCCACUUGCCGUUCGAAUUCUCUCCAUCACCGCCUUCAAAUUUCCCCUUCAAGUCAAGGAAGAAGGCUCGGUCAGUUUUUUUAUUGGUAGGAACGGGGAAGGAAGUGUGCGAUGGUGAUUGAUGUGGGACUGUGGGCAGAGCAUCUUUUAAGAUGUUUAUAAGGAGACCAUUGCUUGGUAGACCUGGUUGUUGUGCAGGCUGGAUCGGGCAAUAGCGGGUCACCUUGUAUCAAAAUUUCAGCAACAAAGAUGAAGUGCUAUGAUCUCUAUUUUGAGGAAAACAGAGGAAGCUAUAAUCUCAUGUAGUCCUUCCUGUAUUCUUGAUCUUGAUCCUAUUAGGGGAAUUUAUGUCUCUCUAGAGGGAUUAGGAUCAGGUUCUGCAUAUUGUUCUCUGCCUAUACUAUUUCUUGGCCUGACAGACAAGGGAAACAAUUAGAUUUCAGUGGAAGAUCCCGGUGAUACGACAACAAUUUAAGGAUUGACCUCGCUCUAUCUCCUUUGAAUUGUUGUCGCAUGAUUGCGAUCAUCUGAUCUUCGAUGCACCUAAUAGAUUCUUUUUAAUGGCAAGCCAUCAUGUGGUGAGGCCUUGUAAGCGAACUCGUUUGUGCAACCAACCAGCUGUAGUUACAGUUGCUUCCUUUAUCCUAUGAAUUUGGGGUGAAUUUUCGCAACUUUGAUAAUAUUAAUGUCACACACUAAAAUGCCA
Beta vulgaris subsp. vulgaris (sugar beet) is the source of this 3265-nucleotide messenger RNA. Its product is annotated as receptor-like serine/threonine-protein kinase At2g45590. The coding region runs from base 513 to 2681 and encodes 722 amino acids. The transcript has 2 exons. The record is from RefSeq and is a predicted model, not a curated record. NCBI's taxonomy places the organism in Eukaryota, Viridiplantae, Streptophyta, Magnoliopsida, Caryophyllales, Amaranthaceae. Gene Ontology annotation, molecular function: protein kinase activity; ATP binding. Gene Ontology annotation, biological process: protein phosphorylation.